ACAUUGGACCCCACAAUGGCGGUUUGAUCCAAUCAAAAUGGUCUCAAAUUUCACUUUCCAGUUUCCACUUACUUCACUUCAUUCAUUCCUCAAAAUGGCAGUUCCUUUUCACUUCCUUCUUCUUCUCCUUCUCUCAACUUCCAACUUCUCCUCCGCCACCUACAACAUCGGCGUCAACUACGGCACCAUCGCCAACAACCUCCCACCACCCACAACCGUCGCCACUUUCCUCAAAACCCAAACCACAAUCACCCACAUUAAAAUCUUCGACACAAACUCUUCCAUCCUCCGUGCCUUCGCCAAUACAAACAUCUCCGUCACCGUAACUGUCUCCAACGCCGACAUCCCUUCCCUCACAAAACUCCCCUCCGCUCAAAAAUGGAUCACCACCAACAUCCUCCCUUUCCACCCCAAAACCAUCUUCAACCGUAUCGCCGUCGGUAACGAAAUCCUCGCAACUUCAGACAAAACCUUAAUAGCACACAUUCUUCCUGCCAUGAAUGCACUUCAUCAAGCUCUCACUCUUUCAAAUCUCACUCACAUUCAAAUUGUAUCUCCUAACUCACUCGGCAUUCUCUCUUCAUCCUCACCACCCAGCUCCGCCGCUUUCCGCCGUGGCUACGACGUUACCAUCUUCACUCCCAUACUCAAAUUCCACCGUGAAACUAAAUCACCUUUCAUGAUUAACCCGUAUCCGUUUUUCGGUAUUUCAUCAAACCAACCCGACGCACUUAACUACGCUUUGUUUAAACCAAACGGUGGCGUUUUUGAUAAAGCUACUGGAAUAAACUACACGAACAUGUUUGAUGCUCAAAUGGAUGCGGUUUAUUCGGCGAUGAAGAAAGUGGGUUAUGGUGACGUGGAUUUGGUUGUUGGUGAAACGGGUUGGCCAUCUUUGGGUGACCCGGGUCAACCCGGUGUUAGUUUGGAAAAUGCAGUUUCUUAUAAUGGGAAUCUUAUUAAGCAUGUUAAUUCUGGGAAAGGAACUCCUUUGAUGCCUAAUAGGACUUUUGAGACUUAUAUUUUCUCAUUGUUUAAUGAGAAUCUUAAACCUACUAUUUCGGAGCAGAAUUAUGGGUUGUUUAAACCGGAUCUUACCCCGGUUUAUGACGUUGGAGUUUUAACCCAAAAACAUCAGCAGGCAAUGGGACCCGCAUCAGGGCCAACAGCAAUGGGUCCUGCAUCUGGGCCCACGGCAAUGGGGCCAUCAGAGUCACCGGAAUCGUCUCCUUCAAAGAAAUGGUGCGUGCCAAAGACGAAUGCUAGUGAGAAAGCGUUGCAGGCAAACAUUGACUAUGUGUGCAGCCAUGGGAUAGAUUGUGGGCCCAUAAAGAAUGGUGGGCCGUGCUAUAAGCCCGAUUCACUUAGGUCCCAUGCGGCCUACGCCAUGAACGCAUACUAUCAGAAAUCUGGCCACCACGAUUCUGACUGUGAUUUUGGACACACUGGAGUUAUUACUCACACAGACCCUAGUAGUUCCGAGACAUGUAAGUUUCCAUAUGCAGCUACAAGUUCAGGGCCAAAUGUCAAAAAGCCUGAUACAGAUGGUGGCUCACUCAAAUCUGCCACUUCCAAACUUAGAUUAUAUCACUUCUUAUUUCAUCUUCAAUUUCUUAUUAUUCUCUGUUUUCUUUAAUUUAUUUCUAUAAUAUUUAUGUUCCUAGUUAAGAUUAUGGUUAAGAUAUGCGAUUUGGAAGUAGAUGUUUUUUUUUUUGGGUUCCUCUCGCAUCAACUUGACCUAGGAAGGGUAUUUGUAUUUUGUAAACUAAUGCACACAUUGAUAUUAUAUGUAAUUUAUAGUAUUUUAUAAUCGUGACUGAAAAAUGUGGACUGCGGAUAAGAAUUUUAUGAAAUUGAUUUGUGGGAA
Molecule: messenger RNA, 1867 nt
Organism: Medicago truncatula (barrel medic)
Lineage: Eukaryota; Viridiplantae; Streptophyta; Magnoliopsida; Fabales; Fabaceae
Product: glucan endo-1,3-beta-glucosidase
Exons: 3
Coding region: 38-1636 (532 amino acids)
Biological process (GO): carbohydrate metabolic process
Molecular function (GO): hydrolase activity, hydrolyzing O-glycosyl compounds
Source: RefSeq, a predicted model, not a curated record